CACAAAACAGGUAUUCCCUCUUACUCAUGAAUUUGACAUUUGGGAACAUUAAAGUCCCUUGUGCUGCAACAGCGGAGAAAGAAGGCGAACCGAACCAGAAUUUCACCGAAUAACUCACCUGAAACAACGUCAAGACAGAAACUAAAGAAAAUCAGCUUCCGGUAGCGGCCGGUCAACGGUACAUUAGCUGACCGGGCUAGCGUAGCGCCGGGUCAACCCGAACUCCGUGAAGGAGUGUGCAUGCUGCAUUCAGCUCACAGAGAGACGUCAGAAGACUGUCAGAGUUGUCUGGAGUGUUCGAGGGACAACGGCUGUGUUCGCUGCCCAGAGCGACUCUUCCUGUUUCUCCAGAGGAAAGGGAUGUCUCAUCAUGGGACGUGUCUCCAUUCCUGUCCAACUGGACACUUUGGACAGAGAGGGAGGGACGUGAACCGCUGCAUGAAAUGCCGCUCGUUGGACUGCGAGCUUUGUUUCAGUCGGGACUUCUGCACCAAGUGUAAGCCUGGCUUCAAGCUGCACAAAGGCAAGUGUUUGAUCCACUGCCCAGAGGGAACUUUCACUCACCAGACAGACUGCCUCGAGGUCUGUCCCCUGUCUCCACUGGGAGAGUGGAGCGAGUGGAGCGUCUGCGUCCGUGACGGCGCCACCUGUGGUUUCAGAUGGGGAAAGCAGACCCGGGUCCGGGAGAGCAGCCAGAGCGGGAAAGCGACUGAAAAAACGCCGGUCUGUCCGCCCCAAAGCGAAACACAAAGGUGCAGAAUGAAGAAAAAAUGUCCCACAGAGAGAAGACGGAAUAAAAAAGGAGGACUUGGCAGAAAGAGGGAGCGAAAACGACUGCGACUCCUCGCCAGCGUCUCGGCUAACGCAACAACAGACACCAUCAGCGCCUGAACCGGAUCCAGCUCCAUGUUGGCU
Gambusia affinis (western mosquitofish) is the source of this 915-nucleotide messenger RNA. RefSeq names its product R-spondin 4 (gene rspo4). The record is from RefSeq and is a predicted model, not a curated record. NCBI's taxonomy places the organism in Eukaryota, Metazoa, Chordata, Actinopteri, Cyprinodontiformes, Poeciliidae. Bases 241 to 891 code for a protein of 216 amino acids. The transcript has 5 exons.